GACAGCUCAUGGCUGGCUGGUGCACAAACAGUGGGACAAUCUGAUUUGCUGUCAAAGUCUACAGUCCUAUAGAUCAGAUUUGUUGUGUAUUGCACUGAGAUGGACGACAAAGACGAGACACUCCUGAAUGGCUCUGGUGACAUCCAGAACUCAGCAGAGAGAAAGUCAAGUCGAACGUGUCUGCUUGACAGCGGGGAAGACUUUGAGAUGCUGGAAGAUGGUGAUGACGAAAUGGGCGAUCUCCCACCUUUAGAAGACACAAGCAACGCAAAGGAACAAAGCAGAGCUAACACAGAAGCUGCUGUAGACCCCAGUCCAUCCCCACCCCAGGAGGAAUGGCUGGAUGUCUUAGGGAAUGGGCAGGUGAGAAAGAAGGUUCUUGACGCUGGUGCUGGUCCUGACAGCAAACCGCAGAGGGGCCAAAUAGUCACUAUUAAUCUCAAGACCACUCUCACAGAUGGAACCACAGCAGACGAGGAGUCAAAUCUCUCUUUCACCCUUGGUGAUGGUGAUGUCAUUCAGGCAUUGGAUCUCACUGUACAGCUGAUGGAGAUGGGUGAAAAUGCCUUAGUGGAAGCAGCUGCUAAAUAUGCGUACGGAGCCUUGGUGAGCUCUACACCUUCUGUGCCUCCCAAUGCUGAUUUGAUCCUGGAGGUGCAGCUCCUUUCUGCUACUGAUGCCCCAGACCUGGAGCUGUUGCCUCCUGUGGAGAGGAUUAGCCUGGCGAGCAGGAAACGAGAGCGGGGCAACGUCCACUACCAGCGCGGCGACUAUGCUUUCGCCGUCAACUCGUAUGGCAUUGCGCUGCAGAUAACGGAAGCAAGUUCAAGAGUGGACAUCAGCCCACAGGAGGAAGACGAGUUGCUGGACGUGAAAGUGAAAUGCCUGAACAACAUGGCGGCCGCUCAGCUCAAGCUGGACCACUAUGACGCAGCUUUACGCUCCUGUGUGUCUGUCCUCGCUCACCAGCCAGACAACAUCAAAGCUCUGUUUCGCCAGGGCAAGGUACUAGCACUACGAGGGGAGUACGCCGAUGCCAUUAAAAUUUUGAAAAGGGCUUUGAAGUUGGAGCCAAGUAACAAGACUAUACAUGCCGAGCUGUCCAAACUGGUGAAGAAGCACUCGGAACAGAAAGGUGCUGAGCAGGCUAUGUACAAGAAGAUGCUCGGAAACCCCCCCGACAGUACGGGGCAGAAACCCCGGGGCAAGUCCUCAUGGAGCCUGAGCUGGAAAUGGCUGUUUGGUGCUACAGCUGUUGCUAUUGGAGGUGUAGCUUUGUCAGUCGUCAUUGCUGCAAGAAAUUAAACGGAAUCUAUACAUUAAGAUUCAGGUGCUGGAGUCAGGUGUACCAAAAAACCCGAAUCAUCUUACAGUACCUGUUUCUGUUGAUAAAUCUAUGAGCAUUUGAAUUUAUUUUUCUCCUCGUUUCUGUCACAGGCUACAGGUUUGAUAUGGUAUCAAUACUUUUCUUUCAGUGCAUGAAAGAUAAAUUGGGAAAAUACAGAUGUGAGAAGUGUAAUAUGAUUCCUGUAUGUACUAUAUGUAAUUGCCUAGAAUCCUUCUUUGUAUAGAUUGAUGUAUCUAAUAGAUGACUGGCACCAGUUUGUUCAUGCCAGUUACCCAGUGCUUCAUUUUUGAAAGACAACAACUGAACUUGCAUUUACAGUUCAGGUUACAGAGGUUUAUCCAGGUUAUCUCUCUCUCUUUGUAAUGUGAAAGGCCUUCGAUGUGUAUGAUUGUAUGUUUAAGGCUGUAAAUUAUAAUACUACUUCUAACACUGAUUUGCUGGAUUCUGUUUCCAUAAUCAUCAUCAACUCUUUUUGUAAUGUAGGCCAAUAGAUGUAUGCUGCUAGCUUUUAGUCCUCCGUGUUCAUUAUAGGCAGUUUUCUUCCUUCCGCUGUUAAACAAAUCCUUUUACUUUAUUGUGCCCCCUUUACAUUCAGGAGAGCAUAUUUCACCGUUGUUUCUCUGUGACCAAACACUGUAAUGGUUUCCCAGAAAUACCAUUUUUUAUUUUAGAUUUUUAAAAGUCUCUUUCUGAAUAAUCUGAGUUUUGUAAUAUUGUUCAUGUAAUAAUGUAUGGCUUAUUUAUUUUAGUUGAUUUCAUGAUUUGUAUGAAUUUUUUUCUGAUGAAUAUAUACACGGAUGCUCAUAUGAAGUUGUUUUUGAAAUCAGUUUUAACAGCAUUCCUGUAUGUACUGAAAUAAAACUUUUGCACAUUAGUUUCUGAUAGGCUUACACAAAUGUAGUAGUUCCUGCCCUAUGCCAUGGACGGUAAAUCUGUGAUUAAACAUUUUACAACGUAAAUCGCA
Messenger RNA from Electrophorus electricus (electric eel), 2312 nucleotides. RefSeq names its product FKBP prolyl isomerase 8 (gene fkbp8). Gene Ontology annotation, cellular component: membrane; mitochondrial envelope; cytosol. Gene Ontology annotation, biological process: negative regulation of apoptotic process; protein folding. Gene Ontology annotation, molecular function: protein binding; peptidyl-prolyl cis-trans isomerase activity; protein folding chaperone. The record is from RefSeq and is a predicted model, not a curated record. Lineage: Eukaryota; Metazoa; Chordata; Actinopteri; Gymnotiformes; Gymnotidae.